Messenger RNA from Penicillium cosmopolitanum, 240 nucleotides. RefSeq lists its product as uncharacterized. NCBI's taxonomy places the organism in Eukaryota, Fungi, Ascomycota, Eurotiomycetes, Eurotiales, Aspergillaceae. Bases 1 to 240 code for a protein of 79 amino acids. The record is from RefSeq and is a predicted model, not a curated record. The transcript is spliced from 2 exons.
AUGAGAGUUAAGGUCAAGCUGGUGCGACUGCUUGGUGCGGGGAUGUGUGAAAGGCGCAGCUUUGAGAUAGACGAAACAACGGACGGCACGAAUGACAGGGCGACGCCAAAUACGGAGAAGAACAAAACAAAUGGCGCAGAGGACCUGAAAAUCAAACCCAAGCGAGAGUGGUUUGAGGGGACGAUGCGAGGGGAAGGAGAUUCGGUGGUGGUCGCCGAGAUUCGCUCACAUCGCCUUUGA